This is a messenger RNA of Microplitis mediator, 9494 nucleotides long. It is a transcript of the gene Ih, whose product is annotated as potassium/sodium hyperpolarization-activated cyclic nucleotide-gated channel 2. The transcript has 15 exons. Bases 1425 to 3971 code for a protein of 848 amino acids. Gene Ontology annotation, molecular function: voltage-gated potassium channel activity. The record is from RefSeq and is a predicted model, not a curated record. Gene Ontology annotation, cellular component: membrane. NCBI's taxonomy places the organism in Eukaryota, Metazoa, Arthropoda, Insecta, Hymenoptera, Braconidae. Gene Ontology annotation, biological process: potassium ion transport; transmembrane transport.
GGGAGUGACAGGUGUCGCCGUUGCGAGGGUGUAAGGAAAGCUCACCGUCGCUGGGACAUUUCAAUUUAUAUAUUUCACCUCAAAAUAUAACAAUCACAUACUUUUUAUUUAAAUUAUAACAUAAAUUUUUAAAUUACACUAAAGUAAUUUAUAAUUAUAUAAAAAAUGACUUUUAAAACUUUUAAAUACGCAAGUGAACAUAAAAAUAUAUUGAGUGCAGUGAGUGCAAUAAGCGAGUAUUGAAGUGUUGCUCAGUAGCAUCGGACAGAUGACGUAGGUAAAGUCAAAAAAAAAAUCGAAAUUUGGAGUAUGAAAAAUUUUUGAAAAUGGUUUAAAAAGUUUGAAUGAUCACUCAUGUAAAUAAAAAUUAAUUUUUUAAACUAAUGAAGAAAUGAACUGAAAAUUUGACAUUUGAAAAAAAAAUAUUUUUAAAUAAAAAAAAUUGUAAGAAAAAUUGAUCUUCAAUGAAAGUGUGUUACCGUCCCAAUAAUUAUUAAUUUACCAAGCUUAAAAUAUAUAUCACAUGUCAUAUUUAAGUAUACCAAUCUAUACCACAACUACUAUUACGAUAACAAUGAUUGCCUUCAGCUGAUUGAUAAAUCCUUAAAGAGAAAUUUGAAUUUACUGCGCAAGCCCAGUGCCUUGGAUACCGAGUCGCUCGCUUUUCAGCUUUACUUUUUUAUAUAUAUUUCGCGAUACAAGUACAUCAGACAGACAGACAGAGCAGUCAUACAAGAUACACUUAUAUUAUUUAAAUAAUAAAAUAUUGUCUGUGUUGUUUAUAUAUAUAUAGAAAAAAUAAAAUUAAAAAAAUAGAAUAUCCUCGACAAGUGUUUUGUAAUUAAAUUUUCAUAAUAGACGAUGCUUUAACUUAAGAUUUAAAUAAAUUUAUGACUUCACUGGCUGUGUAUACAUUUAAAUAAAAUUAUAAAUGCUAAGUGUUCGAUAUUAAAGCCUUUAAAUAACAACAAUAGUAAUUAAAUUUAAAUCAAAUGCUGAUAAAAAAAAUGUUUGUAUACAAAGUUAGAUAAUAUUUUUGCUAUGCACUUUGUUAAUUGAGCUUUGAUGCUUAAUCAUCAAGAUCAUCAUCAUCAUCAUUAUUAUUAUUGUAAUAAUAAAUAAAAGAUAGCAAAUAUAUACGAGAUAUAAUAAAUAUUUGCUCAGUAUCAUUUAUUGUAAGCGAUGUCAUUUAAAAAUAUUUUACGAAGAUGUCUAAUGAAAACACGAAAAAUAAUAGGAAAUGUUUUGAGCAACUAAUUUUAGAAAGUAAAUUAAGUGUUAAAUUAUUAAACGCGAGUGAGAUAACUUAAGUUCAAGAUAAAUCAAUUAUAAGAUAAUAACACAGGGAGAAGAAAGAAAGAGAAGAAAUAGGGGAGAGAUAGAUCAAGAAGAAGGUGAAGAAGAAUUUAUAGAACAGAAGAAGAAUGACGAAGUACGGGUUCGCACGACUUGCGAUAUGGCGGCCAAGACGUUCAGCGAACUCUCAACCGCCACACAAUCAGGAAAACAAUCCCCUCAUGGAGGGAGAAGGAGGUGGUGUGGGCGGGCGAGCCACUUCAGGAGGUGGCAGGCGAGCCCCAAGUCUUCGUCUGGUGAACGGCAGGGCGACCACGGGGGUUGGCCUGCACACCAGCAGCACCGAGUCCGUCCGUUCACCCCAUCAACAUCUCAGCCAGCCGCACGGCAACAAUAUCAACAAUAGUUAUUACAGUACUGGCAACAAUGUAUCCUCCAAUAAUCAUCCGCGGUUAAAUAAGGAUGACAGCAUCAAAAUCAGUAUCGAGAACACAAACACGUGCACCGACAGCCUCGUCACUGCGUUAGACGACGAGACUCUUCUCAUUACCGAUUUUCUUAACGAUACAGGCAACGAGAUGAAUUACAAAGGCAGCGGCAAAGUCCACUUCGGAGUGGACGACGUGUCGCUCUAUGGUACGCCGAAAGAAGAACUGGGCCCGGGUCUACCGGGCCAAGAAGUAAAGCAGAGUUUCUUAAAAAAUCAACUGCAGGCGUUGUUCCAGCCUACAGACAACAAAUUGGCGAUGAAAUUAUUCGGUAGCAAAAAAGCCCUUAUGAAGGAAAGAAUUAGGCAAAAAGCUGCAGGUCACUGGGUCAUACAUCCUUGCUCCAGUUUCCGAUUUUAUUGGGAUCUUUGUAUGCUGCUGUUAUUGGUGGCCAAUCUGAUAAUUCUGCCAGUUGCCAUUAGUUUUUUCAACGAUGAUCUAAGCACCCGAUGGAUAGCCUUCAACUGCCUUUCGGAUACGAUAUUUCUUAUAGAUAUUGUCGUUAAUUUCAGAACGGGGAUAAUGCAGCAAGACAACGCCGAGCAGGUGAUACUGGACCCGAAGUUGAUAGCGAAACACUACCUCAGGACUUGGUUCUUUCUUGACCUUAUCUCCUCUAUACCACUAGACUACAUUUUUCUCAUAUUUAAUCAAUUUCAGGACUUUAGUGAGUCUUUCCAGAUUUUACAUGCUGGACGUGCACUUAGAAUUCUCAGAUUGGCGAAACUAUUGUCGCUAGUAAGACUGCUAAGGUUAUCAAGACUUGUGCGAUACGUAUCGCAAUGGGAAGAAGUCUAUAUCCCCCUAUACCAACAGCCGGAGAGACACUACGAGCGACGGGCUACACCGCCCCAACCAGACCGAACGAGCAAGAUAUUGCAGAACCUACAAAAAAAACGCACUGAGCGGAGGGGGCGCCUAAGCUCUGACAAUAUGAAUAAAAAGAAGUCCGGUUUCAACAAAAGCGACCUUAUUUUUAAGUUCCUGAAUAUGGCGUCGGUGUUCAUGCGAAUAUUCAAUCUGAUCUGUAUGAUGCUAUUGAUCGGCCACUGGAGUGGUUGUCUUCAAUUCCUCGUUCCUAUGCUUCAGGGAUUCCCAAGUAAUUCUUGGGUCGCGAUUAAUGAAUUGCAGGACUCCUUCUGGCUGGAACAAUACUCCUGGGCCCUUUUCAAAGCAAUGUCACACAUGUUGUGCAUAGGAUAUGGCAGGUUUCCACCGCAGUCAUUGACCGAUAUGUGGCUCACGAUGCUCAGCAUGAUCAGUGGGGCAACAUGUUAUGCACUGUUCCUUGGUCACGCCACAAAUCUUAUCCAGUCACUUGACUCAUCGCGUAGGCAGUAUCGUGAGAAGGUCAAACAAGUCGAGGAGUACAUGGCGUAUCGAAAGCUACCUCGAGAAAUGCGUCAAAGAAUAACUGAGUACUUUGAGCAUCGUUACCAAGGCAAGUUUUUCGACGAAGAACUCAUCCUUGGAGAACUUUCGGAAAAACUUAGAGAGGACGUGAUAAAUUACAACUGCAGAUCGCUCGUUGCUUCGGUACCGUUCUUUGCAAAUGCAGACUCAAACUUUGUCUCUGAUGUUGUCACUAAAUUGAGAUAUGAAGUCUUCCAACCAGGUGACAUAAUAAUAAAAGAGGGUACAAUAGGCUCUAAAAUGUAUUUUAUACAAGAAGGAAUAGUGGAUAUUGUAAUGGCAAAUGGUGAGGUGGCAACUUCGUUAUCCGAUGGUUCGUACUUUGGUGAAAUAUGUUUGCUCACAAAUGCAAGGCGUGUUGCAUCAGUACGUGCCGAAACAUAUUGCAAUCUAUUUAGUCUCUCAGUGGACCACUUUAAUGCAGUACUGGACCAAUAUCCGCUUAUGCGUAGAACCAUGGAGAGCGUUGCCGCCGAGAGGUAUAAACUUUGGUUGAACAAAAUUGGAAAAAAUCCAAAUUUGGUGGCGCAUCGUGAGGAGGAUCUUGGUAGUGAAUCGAAAACGAUAAAUGCGGUCGUUAAUGCACUUGCCGAGCAAGCGGCACACGCGAGUGCUAGUGAAGAAUCGGUCCAUAGCUUAGAAAUGAGAACACUUCCAACGGGUCUAUUACCAAGGCCAAAAUCCGAAAAUAAUUUCGCAAGUCAAGAUUUACAACGUGAAGACCGCAGAAUCUUCCACAAAAGUGAUACAUUUCACAAGGAUUCGUAUCAAUGACGACACUCGUCUUACUAGCAUACGGAGCGGUACUGAUGCUGCUGUUGUGGGCAAUAAUGCUCUAGCUGCUGCACAACUGCUCCAAUUCUCAGUGUCUGCGAGAUUUCCACCAGUACGGAAGAAUCAUCUAAUCUCAAGCACACAAAAUUAUGCUCUCUACAUCAACAUCUCUCUCUCUCUCUCUCUUUCUAUCAGUAUCUUCUCUCCUCUCUUCUAGCUGAUUCUCGCUCACUCACUCAAACUCAUUAACGACUUCCUCUUGUAUCCUUUUUCUGAAUUCCACCAUCCAGCCAACAUCCACAUACACCCACUAGACUCAACUUGGCACUAAAACUUUUACUUUGAUACAUUUCACCGACGUAAUUACACCGGAUGUCGUGCCAAUUGAAGUUACCUCAAAAGCAGCUCAUCUUCACUAUUAACUUCGAGAGAAAGAUAACGAAUUGAUAAUUUAAAAUUUUAAGUGGCGAUUAUUAAACUCAACGAUUAUACGUGAGCAACAUGAACUUUAAUAUAUAUAAUAAUUAUAAUAUAUAUAUUAUAAAUCAUAUUUUUAACAGGUUUAUAAAUAUAUAAAAAAUAAUAAUGAAACAGGUGGAAGUAUCGUGUGAUUACUGAGAAAAAAAAAACAGACAAUUUAAAAAAUCUAAAUAUAAAUAAUAAUUAUAAAAAAACUGUUUAAAAUCAAGACACAGUAAGUGAUGAUAAUGACCCGGAACUAUGUUAUGUUGUUAAGAGUUCUUCGGGUCAAUGAUUACAAUUAAAUAAUAAAAAGUAUAUUAAUAAUAAAUAAAUAAAUAAAAACGAAUGAAAAUAAAUAUUAUUGAUACGUGCAACUAAGUGACAAAGGAAUAAAAUAAAUAAUAUCUUUUUACUAGUUUUAAAAAUUUUAAAAUAAUGCAGUGUACUAUAAUCAAGUACAAAUAGUGCAGAGAAAUAAAUAAAUACUAUAUAGUGACUGUUAUGAUAAAUAGAUUACGAUUACAACUACCGCAUUAUUAGGCAAUUAUAGAGAUAUAUUAAUAUUUAUUGAUAUUUUAAAAAAUAAAUAUGUAAAUAAAGCCAUAACGUUUGUAAUGUCGCAAGAUAAAUUUUUAUUAACUUUGUGAUUAUAAUUUAUUUAUUCAUUAUUAUUAUUAUUACUAUUUUUAUUAUUAUUAUUACUAUUUCUAUUAUUAUUAUUAUUGUUAUUAUUACUAUUAUUAUUAUCAUUAUUAACUUAUUUUUUCAUUUUUAUCAUAAUUAUUAAUAUUACACUGUAAAAAAAAACCGGGAUAAGUUCAGGUGAUGUAGGUGUUAAAAUUGUCGGUGUUAAAAUAACACCGUUGAAGGUGUAAAUAUUCUUUACCGGUGUUAAAAAAAUUUCCCAGUGUUAAAAUAUUUAUCGGUGUUGAAAAUAUUUAACUUUGUGAAUAUUCUGGGGAUUCUACGGUUUCCGUGGUGCUGCUAAAUGACCGUGAAUUUUUGUAGAAGACGAAAUAAUACUUUCUUAAAGAAUGAAAUUUUUCGAUAUUUCGCUUAGUUUUUGAGAAAAAUGGAUUUCGAGAAAAAUGCGAUUUUUUCAAAAAAGUAAAAUAUUUCAUAGAUUUUAAUAUCUUCAAUUUUUUUUAAUUUUUUUCCGGAGUGCGUUUAAGGAGUAACGAUAACCGAUUUUCAAUUCAAUUUAAUUUACGGACAAACACUAGGCUAGAAAUUUCGUAUUUUCAAAAAUUCUAAUUCGUCUCCGAGAAAAAUUGUUUUAAAAUUCUCAUUUACUUAACGACUGCAACAAAAAUAGUCCCGUUUAUUUUUCUGAGUGUGAGAAAGAAGCCCGGUAGCGUAUCCUCUUAAGGAUGAAAAUUUUGAAAAAAAAAAAAACGUCUGAAUCAGCCCAUUUCUGAAGAAGAUAGCUAUUUGAAAAAGAGUCUUAUUUCGUCGAGUUCUACAAGAAUUCGCGAUCAUUUGGUGGCGCCACGGAAACCGUAGACGUCCCGUGGGCGUAAAAUUGUGUAAUCUUUAAAUAAAUUCUGCAUAACAUAAAUAAUUAUUUAAAUAACUACAAAGCAAAAUUUAAAUUUCCUCCAGACGAUAUUCAUUAAAUUUUCAUAUUUUUUUAUAUGUAAUACAUUUUUUUUCUAAUUUCUAUACGUGGAAUUUUUUUUUACACCGAUUUAACACCCGUAUUUUAACACCGCCAAACUGCACCGCCUACUCCAGUGUUAUUUCAUUUUAACACCGCUUUUUUACAGUGUAUUAUUAUUAUUAUUAUUAUUAUUUAAUUAUUAUGAUAUAUUUAUAAAUAUGUAGACAGUGCCUAGACAGAAUUGCAAGCGACAUUAUGUAUAUUUAUAUUAUCUUAACUUGUUUUAUUAAUUAAAUCUUUAUAUUAAUGCCUAAUAUACAAAUUAAUAAUGAUAAAUUAUAAAUAAAGUAUAAAAUAAUAAUAAAUUAGGAACAAGUCAAUGAGAAAAUGAGAUUCGGUCGAUCUCUAGUUUAAUAAGUACCUAUAUAUAUAUGUAAAUAAAUAAAUGAAUAAAUAUAAUAAAUAAUUAAAAAAUCAACCAACAAAAGUGAGUAGGAAAUAAAAUCUGUGAACACGUGUAAUUUUUAAAAAAUAGAAAUUUUCAGAUUCGCACAAAAACUUAUUUAUUCGCGUACAUAAAUAAAUAACACACAUACAUACGACAUAAACAUAAAACAUAUAUAUGAAUAAUAAAAGUUAAAAAGUGAAAUGAAACAGCGAGAUAAUGAAAAUUUAAGAGACCGAAAAAUAAAUAUUUUUUUUAAAUAAAUUUAAAUAAUAAUCUAGUAUUUAGCCAAUUAUGUUGCACGAUUAUCAAUCAAUUCGUGAUAUAUAUUGGCUUUGAUUAGUCAGCAACAUACUGUAGAUUCUAUUCAAUUACUAGGCAAACAAAUUAUUAUAAUUAUUAAUUAUUAAUGUUACUAUCAUUUUUAUUAUUAAAGUUAUUACAUAAAAUAGAUUAUUAUUAUUAUGAUUAUGAUAUAUUUUAUAAUUGAAAUAUGAGAAAAGUAAUUGAAACGUAUAUCGAUUAUUUUUCAAUUUACAUGCUGUGAGACUAAUACUGAAUAUCAAUUACGCUCGUGCAGAGCUGGUUAUUUCCGAAAUUAAAAUGAAUCAAAUUUUAUUUAUUUAUCAGAACUAAAAAUUUUUUUCAUAUUCAUUUUUUUUUUUAAUUCAAAAAUUAAAAUUCAAUUUAAAACCUGUGUAAUAGUUGAUUAUGUAGUUACAGAAACGCGAAUAAUUUUUUUAAUGCUUCCGUAUGAUAAAUUUCGCGCUUUCAUUAAAUUUCGCGCUUUCAACAUUUGAUUUUUUUAAUUGAAAAAAAAAAUAAUUAUUAUUUAUAAAGUAAAAAUGUUUCGGUCAUUUUAAAUUCAAUGGUAAAAUCCAGCCGGGCGCACCAUCACACCAUGUGAGCUAUUUUUAUAUUCUUCCCUAAAUAUAAUAAUAAAAUUCGCGAUAGCGCGCCUUGUAUAAUAAUAAUAAUAAUAAUAAUAUUAGUAAUAAUAACAAUAAUAAUAAUAUUAAUACUAAUUAUAAUAAUAAUAAAAUUAAUAAUAACAAUUAUAAUAAUAAUAAUAAUAAUAAUAAUAAUAAUAAUAAUAAUAAUAAUAAUAAUAAUAAUAAUAAUAAUAAUAACAUGAACAAAAGUUUAAAAAAUAAUAGCAAGAAUGAUAAAUCGAAAAAAAAAAAAUUAUAAUAAAAAAAAAAACAAUAAUAUAUCACUCAGCGUCAAUUUUAUACGAAUGCCUGUUGUGGUGAGGUCAGAAGCCAAAUCCAGGCAAAAUAUGUAACCAAUUCCCCGCUGAUGGCACUUCUCGCGUGAUUAAUGAUUAUAUAAAAAAAUUCAAAAUACAAAAAAAAGUGCUACUCUAUAUUAUUUCUGAGGCUGUUUCAUAAAAAAUAUAAAAUUAAAAUAUGAGUGUUAUUAAAUACGCACCCCCGAAUUCUCGAACGGCAUUAUUAUAAAAAUAUGUUAAUAUAAUUUAUUAAAAUACUAAGAACAUGAUUUUAUUUAAUAGUUCUCAUAAAUAUUUAAUAUAAAAAUAUAUAAAUUAUUUUGUGUCGGAUCAAAGCUAUAUAUUUUCACUGAUUUUUUAAAUUUUCUCUCAAAUUACUCAGACAUUUUUUUUUUUUAAAUAAUAAAAGAAUUCUUAUCAUUUUCUAAUGUAAUAAAUAAUUAAUUAAGAUCUUCUGUCAUCAAAAAUUUUUAUUUAUAAUUAAAAUAAAAUUAAAAUAUUAAAUAGUCAUAUUAAAAAUAAUUUAAUAAUGAAAGAUAAUAAAUAUAUGAAUGAAAGAAAUGUUGAAAAUUGCUGGCUUAGUACUUUCCCAUAGCUGCAUUUUUUCGACAGUUAAAUUAUUUAAAUAAAAAAUAAAUUCCAAUAAAAGUCGAAUUAGGAAAAAGUACAAAAUUUUUAAGUAAAAAAAAUAAAAUGCGUCUGAUAUUUUUAGGCGUAAUAAAUAAAUUUAUCAAAGUACCCCUCAUAGUGCACAUGCAUACUUGCCAUUAAAAAAUGCCUUAGCGACUGUACUGUUACUACUAAUUACUAUAAAUUGUAUGUAAAAAAAAUUUAAUAAAUGAUAACAUAAAUUCAUAUAAUUCUAUAUCAGAUAGUGUGAGUUGAACAUACAUAUAAAAUAUAAAUAUGUAACUGAACCAUUGACGCAUUAACAGAUAAAUUAUAUUUAUUGUAUAAAAAAUGACAUGGGUUGUACAUAAAACAAAGGUUGAAGUAUUAAAUGGAAUCUGUGAAUCCUUAAUUGUUAAUCGCACUGAUAAUUAUUUAAUUGAUUAUCGCGGAUCAAUAAUCUGGUGAUUCAAACCAAGUGAGAAAUAUUAUAAAUUAUUAUAUUUAAUAAUUCAACGGUUGUAAUGAUAUAAUUAUUCGAUUAUUUAAUUAAUUUAAAUUUAUUAUUCAUUUUAUUUAAAAAAAAAAAAAAAAUUUUAAGGAUCUUGGAGUAUGAAAGUGUCAGUAAUAGAAUAUCCCACCCGUCCAAUUAGUGUCUGAUAAUAUUUUAUUCUUUCCCUCUUCAUUACUAAAUCACCUGCUGUACUUAUGAUUAAAAUUUAUAUAUAUUGCUACUGAUAAAUUUAUUUUUAAAAAAUUUUUUUAAGUAAAAAAUAAAAUCAUGAGUCAUUUUUUUUCAUACAUUUUGUUGCGUUCAAUGUCGAGCUUAAAAUAUUUAAAAAAAAAAAAAAAAUUUCUAUUGAUCGAAUACUUAAUAAAGUCGAUGACUAAAAAAAUAUAUAUAAAAAAUGCAUAAUUGAAAUGAUAAAUUUAAAAGUCGUAAAAAUAUAUGACGGGUUGUAAGAUGAAGAUAAAGAUGAUAUUUAAAAAUAAAUAAAUUAAGAAGCCGAUCGAAAUAAUCGGGGGUGUGAUUAAUUAGUGUUUCAAAUAAAUGCGUGGAAUGACUAAAGUGUCGAUUAUCGCAUAUCACAAUUUAUAUAAAAAUUUAUUUCUUUUAUUUAAAAUAAUAUAAAAAAAAUGAUUAUGCCAAUUAACUGUAAUCUGGUAAAUGGAAUU